AGCAGCAGCGGCAGCAGCAGCAGCAGCAGCAGCGGCAGCGGCAGCGGCAUCAUGAAGCGAGAGGCCGACGCCCCGUCGGGCGGACCCACCAACGCCAACAAGCGCUACAGGGCGCAAGGGGAGGACGAGCUGCGAUUACUUAUUCCGAGCAGGGUCGCUGGUUCAAUAAUCGGUAGAGGCGGCAGAAACAUCGCCAAGCUGCGCAGUCAGUACAAAGCCACAAUCACUGUACCCGAUUGUUACGGACCCGAACGGAUCCUGACCAUUGCCUCGGAUCUCGAGACUAUUAUGACUGUCCUGGGUGAUAUGGUACCUAAACUCGAAGAGGCUGGACUGAAGACAGGUCAAGACAAUGACAUCGACUUACGUAUGUUGGUUCAUCAAAGUCAAGCUGGCUGUGUGAUCGGCAAGGGUGGCAACAAGAUCAAAGAGUUAAGAGAGAAAACCGGCGCUCGCAUCAAGAUCUACUCCAACUGCUGUCCCCACAGCACCGACCGGCUGAUCAGCGUCUGCGGCAAGAACGAGACGGUGCUGGAGUGCAUCCGCGAGCUGAUCAACACCAUCAAGAGCUCGCCGCUGAAGGGCAUCAACAACCCGUACGACCCGCGCAACUACGAUGAGUUCUACGCCGAGGAGUACGGCGGCUACGGUGAGAACGGACAGCCGGCCGGCAAGCCAGGCGGCGGCGGCGGCGGCGGAGGAGGCGGCGGCGCCGGCGGUGGCUUCGGCGGCGGGCGCUCCGGCAACCAGGGCGGCAUGCCACCUCGCGGCGGACCGCGCGACAACCGCGGUGGAGGUCCCGACAUGAACCGCGGAGGCUUCCCGUCAAUGGGCGGCCGUGGUGGUGGCGGCGGUGGCGGCGGAGGAGGCGGCGGCGGCGGCGCUCGCGGUGGGCCUGGAGGUGGCAACUUUGGCGGUGAUCGCGGGGGAUUCGGUGGCCCACCGAACUCGCGCGGCGGACUUGGAGGCGGUGGUGGUGGCGGCGGCGGCGGCGGCGGCGGCGGCGGCAACUUCGGAGUUGACCGCGGUGGACCUGGUGGUGGCUUCAAUGGCAAUCGCGGCGGGCCACCGUACUCCGGAGGCGGAGGUGGCAAUUAUAAUGGCAAUGGCUGGGGUGGCGGUAUGCAAGGUGGCGGAGGAGGUGGCAACGCACCCAAUGGCCUUGGCGGCGGCGGCGGAGGUGGUGGCAAUUCUGGCAUGGGCAAUUCACCUAUGGGUGGCAGUGGCGGUGGCGCUGGCAACAAUGGCGGCAAUCAAGGCGGCGGCGCCGGCGGAAACGUCUCGAGCACUCAAGUCACCAUACCGAAAGACCUUGCUGGAGCUAUAAUCGGCAAGGGCGGCGCGCGAAUUCGUAAGAUCCGCGCCGACAGCGGAGCUGGAAUUACCAUUGACUUGCCACUGCCUGGCAGCAACGACCGCAUCAUUACCAUCACCGGCUUGGCCUGCCAGAUACAGAUGGCUCAGUUCCUCUUGCAACAAAGUGUACACGAAAAUGCUGACCGUCCUUUUUAAGUAUCAUCGCAAAAGAGUAAAAAGGGGAGCCAAAGAUGCGUUUGUAAUUUCUUUUUAAGAAAACUAUACCUUGGAUUAUAAGUUAGAAAAAGAGAGAGAAAGAGAGAGAGAAAGAAAAAAAUGAUUAACAACAAGUUAAAAAAAUUGAAUGAAAAAAUAACUUACGAAAUCCAAUAAUAAGCUGCUAAAAAUUCCGAGUGGAUGCAACGCCAUUGUGACGCGUGUAUGCAUCGGGCGAAUCGCAUUCUUUGACGAAGAAAAUAGCAAACAUACAAAUAAAAAACACAUGGGAACAUAUUUUUUCAACGGCGAAAUAUUCUACAAAUGAUUGUCUAUAGCUUUGAAGUACAUUCGAACCGAAAGAAAAAGUAUCAUUUUAACCCCGAGAUUUUUAAAUUAUGUUGAUUCGAUCGAUACUGAGAGUGGUUUCAAAAAAAUUGUAUGUCAAAGAUAUCUUAGAUUACUACUAAUAUUCACUUUUUAUAAUUUGAUUUUAUUUUUUUACGUGUCACUAACCGAGUAAACCGUUUGGCAUAUUAUUUUGCCACGAAGAACAUAUGAGGCUGAUAAUUACUACGUUAAUAAUUUUUAGUACAAAUAAUCGAAAAGAAAUUUUUGUUGUAAAUUAGUUUCUUGAUUAAUAAUUUUAUUAAUUGUCCCCGUGUACAUUGAGACCUUCGAAAGUAAUUUAACGAACGCUGUAAAUAUUAUGCAAAAGAAUUUUCGCUUAUACAUUAAUUUUUCAAUGGCAUACGAUGUUUUUGAAACUACUCGGCAUACACAUCACAUUGUUACGUCUUCUCCAUUUUCUGUCUAGCGAAGAGCUGCGACAGAAUAACUACGUUCAUGAUGACGCGAAUCCGCUCUGUAAGAAUAUGUUUGGCUAUUUCCAAUGAAAGUAUACAAAAUACACAAUUUAUUCACUAUUUCUUGAUUCUAUUUCUCCGUGAGAGAAAAAACAAUUUUUAAAUUUAAGAAAGGAUGAAGAAAGAGACAAAGCGUUGCUAUAACAAUACUUGUACAUACAGCAAUGAACGUGUAACCCCAUCUUUCUCGUUUCCAUAUGACCAUCUAAAUAUAUGACACUUUGACUGCGUCUACACAACACUUUUGUGUAGCUUCAAUUAUUAUUACAAUUUAUUAUUAAUGAUUGAUAGUUAGCCGUACAUAACCGAUGCCCCCAAGGUCCUUUGUGUGGGAUAUACCGAAAUUGCCUGUUUUACCACUGUUUUUUAAGAAACCUUUCAUAAAUUCCAAGCUUUGAUGUGAAAAUGUUAGUUCUUACUUCAAUCUCAUAAAGUCUAUAUAACUAAUAAAGCAUUGCAAAUGUUCGUAGAACAGGAAUGUACGGAAAUCCCUUUUAUGCUAAUAUACUUGUAAGAACCUUCUAUUUGUAGAGAUGUAAUAAGAAGUUACAUACAGAUAAGUGGCGCUCAUCAAUAAUAAAUGAAAACUAAACUCUUAUCAAUUUUAAAAAAAAGUCUAUAAGAAAGAUGUGAAAAAUAUCUGAUCGAUCGAAAUAAUAAAACAAAAGAUAUAUUAAAAUAAAGAUAUUCAGUAUGUAUAAAGUUUAGUACGCGUCAUUUUAACUUGGCAUUUAUAUAAUAUUUUUCUCUUCCAUUUGGUUCACAUAUGCGAAGGAGCGCUCGAUUUCUUCGAAUCAGCGAAUAUAUCCCUCUUUUUUUAUAUGUAUAAUUCAAACUCGAAUUUAAAAGAAAAAGCUAUGUCCCGCAUAUAUCCGCACACCAAUCGUCGUAAAUCUCCCUCCCUGGUAACAAAAAGUCCAUGUGCGAACGAAUGUUUGAACACGUAAUCUAAGGGCUAUACUGCAAGGGCAUUUUUCCGUGAAAAAACGUAAUUUUAGUUUCGUUUAAUUUAAUUCUUUAGUUUGUGCACUUGUCCUAACCCUUCGUUUCCCCUUCAUAUUUAACAUUUAUUACUAACAAAAUCUCACUCGCACGCAUAGUAACGAACUUUACUAACCAAAAAACAAUGGGCAUCAAAGAUGAGAGUAAAUUUCUUUUUUUUUUUUUUUUAUUUUUAUUCGCAUGAGAAAUUGCAGAUGUCGAAAGAGAAUGAGCGCGCGGAGUAUUAUCAUUAAUAAUUUUGCGGAAAAAAGUGCGAACAGCGCUAAAAGGGAGGGAGAAUUUUCUUUUUCUUUCAUUUAACUAAUUAAUACAAAAUGAUGGAUAUUAUCUUCGUAAUGCGUUUGUGUAAUAUAAGAUGUAUACUGUACAAUUGAUUUGUAUUCGAAUUUUUUUUUCAAAUAAACUUAGUACAAA
Molecule: messenger RNA, 3794 nt
Organism: Phymastichus coffea
Lineage: Eukaryota; Metazoa; Arthropoda; Insecta; Hymenoptera; Eulophidae
Gene: HnRNP-K
Product: heterogeneous nuclear ribonucleoprotein K homolog
Biological process (GO): regulation of transcription by RNA polymerase II; regulation of mRNA splicing, via spliceosome
Cellular component (GO): nucleus; cytoplasm
Molecular function (GO): mRNA binding
Source: RefSeq, a predicted model, not a curated record